Messenger RNA from Puma concolor (puma), 1071 nucleotides. Lineage: Eukaryota; Metazoa; Chordata; Mammalia; Carnivora; Felidae. The record is from RefSeq and is a predicted model, not a curated record.
AUGCCUGCAGAAGGAGGGAAGACAGAUAUGGAGAGGAUUGGCCUCUUCAGUGAGAUGGAGUAUGUUAGUGUUGGUGAUAAAUAUGUGUCCUCAUUUAAUCGACCCUUUAAUGACGCUGCAAGCAAAAAUAAACAGAUGCUACCUGGGGGAUCCAAAGCAAUGUCAAAUCUCCAGGCAGGUUAUUUUGAUCCCCAUUUUGUAAGGAUAUUUGAAGGUGAAGGCUAUGUAAAUCUGAAUCAAGUGAGGAGACGGCAUAUGAUGGAAGAAGCCAAAAAAAAUCUAGGCAAAGCCUUCCUCCCUAGUAAUGGAGAUAAAAAGCCAUGUGGGUUAGGAACCUACUAUGGCACCAUAGGCGGUCCGGUGCCAUUCUUCAGCACACAGUUGAAACCCAGAGACAAAUAUGAGGUACCUGGAAAGAAUUUAUACACAAACCCGGGAAAGAAAGGAACAGGAUAUGGCUAUGCAAAUAUUACCAUAGGUAAACAGUUUUCACACUCUGCUGAUUUCUACGACGCACCCAAACUAAAUUUUAAGAAGGAGAAUGAAGAACACCAUCGUUUAGUUAAAGGAACACCUUUCAAAUCAAAUCUUUACCCAAGGGAAUAUUUUGACACGAAUCCUUAUUUGUUUGAGAAAGCUUUACCACCAAUUAAAAAAACAGAGAAGAAAGAAUUACUUGCACACCCCUUUAAGCCUUCUUCUCCUGGUAAAAAGGCUGGUGGAAUGAAGGCAGGAACAUUUGAUCCUUACCCUUCACAUUCUGCUGACCCUUAUGUGGUUAAAUUGGCAAGCCAGACUUCCAGCAAAGGUGCUAAGAUUUUCUAUCCCCCAAGUGGACCAAAGAGCAGACCAACUAAAAGUAUAAUGACUUUGAAUGUCAAAAGUACACUAAAUCUGAAGAACUACAAGACUGCUUCAGUACAGUCUGCGUCUGGAAGACAAAUAGCUUUCAGGGAUUGGGGCUUGGAGAAUCGACGCGAAAGUGCUGGUGUUCUGGCUACUGCUAUUGCUGUAACAAACUGUCCUUUAUCUCUGACACAGGACUUUCAUGUCUUCCACUGGAACCCAUAA